UAAUAUUAACACGCACAAAUAUGCCUCGACUACCUUUACACUGUUCAUCUGGGACAGGUGUUAUUUCGCCAUUCAGUAAGGCAAUACGGUUAGCUCGUUAUGGUUGCACUAACAGACCGUUUUAUCAUAUCGUUGUGAUUGAUGUAAAAAAGGGAGAAAGAAAACCACCGAUAGAACAAGUUGGUGUAUAUGAUCCUAUUCCAAAUAUGCAUAAUGAAAAAUUAGUGUCCUUCAAUUUUGAAAGAAUACAACAUUGGAUUGCCAAAGGGGCACAAGUGUCCACACCUGUUGCAGAUUUAUUAGGACUCGCUGGAUUUUUACCUGUUCAUCCAAGAACAUAUAUGAGAGCAUGGAGAAAUCGCAGAACUGUAGAAAAGUGUUCUUAAAGAAAGUAUGUGUUAAAAAUAAACAGAUGUAUUUUUUACGUAGUUAAGACACAAUUGUUGUGUUAUGAACAUUUAUUUUGUACAAAU
Molecule: messenger RNA, 473 nt
Organism: Mycetomoellerius zeteki
Lineage: Eukaryota; Metazoa; Arthropoda; Insecta; Hymenoptera; Formicidae
Gene: mRpS16
Product: mitochondrial ribosomal protein S16
Exons: 2
Coding region: 21-386 (121 amino acids)
Biological process (GO): mitochondrial translation
Cellular component (GO): mitochondrial small ribosomal subunit; ribosome
Molecular function (GO): structural constituent of ribosome
Source: RefSeq, a predicted model, not a curated record